CUCCCCCUCCUUUUUAUUAGACCCAACAAAGCCUAAACAAAGUAAAACCUCGCCCACCCUGGCUCCUCUCAAACCAGACAGGCUCUAACACUUUGCCCAAUCGGUUCAUGCCUCACGCCCAGUCGACCACAUCCUCUCGAUCUCGCCUUACCAUCUCGCGUUUCGCCUCGGCUGCCCCUGCGUCUGCGACGGUCGACUUGAGCAGCAGCUUCAUCAUCGUCAAGGAGGCCGUGCUACUCCUUCUCCAUCUCGCCAUCUUCUUGUCAGCGUCGACCAGCGAACCCUGAGUCCGCCGUGUCCCUCGCCUCGCGUGAGUCCGUCCAGACCCUAUACGUCACGCAGCGACCACCUUUCCCCUCGCUUUGCCAGUGCGUUGAUUGUGAUUAUAUUAAAAGAAUGAUUCGUCUGUCCCAGUAGCAAUUGAAGAAGUCAUCUGCCAUUACAUGCAGAUUCUAUGACCGUAUGUGAAAUUGUGUUGUUACACUGGCAGGAGAUGAAGCACUUUCUUGUUCUAAGGAUUUGGUUGGGUGACUUAAGAGUUUAUUGCAAUGAUGAGCCUUUUUUGGGUGAUUGUAUGCUGAGCAUUGUGAGGUCAUAACUCAGAACUUGGUUUAUCUAUUAGGAAGCUUAAAAAAAAAUUACUUUAGAUUUCCAUAUUAUUGAGGAUAGGAAGACUAUUUGUAAGCUUGAUAGGGAUUGCAUGAGUGAGCGAGGAAGAUGCCAGAAAUCGAGCUGUUAUAAUUAAGUUUCCACUGUUGUAUUUUAGUUUAUUUUGGAGGGGACUGCAAAGGUAUACUAUUUUCUGGUCUUUCUAAAUGUUGUCCAGAAACAGAACAUUGGGGGCCCAGAUGUAGGAUUGGGACAAGUUAAAAACUUGAUGAUGAGGCCCCAAAAAUUUGUUCUUUCUCUGUUACCAAAAUGCAAAAAUAUGUGUCAGUUGAACCAGUUGCAUGGGAUGAUGGUCACAACAUCAAUGAUCAAAAGUAUUAUCCCCAUAAGCAAGCUGAUUGACUUCUGUGUAGAUUCGAAGUCUGGGGACAUGGAUUAUGCAAGCUUAUUGUUUCGCCAUGUUGAUGUCCCCAGUGUUUACAUUUGGAACUCCAUGAUAAGAGGUUAUGCUAAUAGUUCCAAUCCAAGAGAGUCUAUACUUCUUUACAGACAGAUGAUACAAAAUGGAUAUCCACCUGAUCAUUUUACUUUCCCUUUUGUACUCAAAGCAAGUUCAGCAAUUGCUGAUCAAGAUUUUGGAAAAUGCAUUCAUAACUGCAUGGUGAAGUCUGGGUUUGAAGAAGAAGCCUAUGCAACAACAUGUUUACUCCAUAUGUACGUGUCAUGUGCAGAUAUAAAAUCAGGGUUGAAAGUGUUUGAUGCUAUUCCCAAGUCAAAUGUUGUUGCUUGGACUUGUUUGAUUGGUGGUUAUGUUAAUAAUAAUAUGGCUGGUACGGCUAUAGAUGUGUUUAAAGAGAUGGAUCAUUGGAGAGUAGAGCCUAAUGAAAUCACCAUGGUGAAUGUUUUGAUUGCUUGUGCUCGUAGUAGAGACAUAGAUACUGGGCAGCAUGUCCAUGAUCGGAUCCGUAAAUCUGGCCAUGAUCCCUUUAUGUUGAUGUCUAAUAGUAAUAUAAUUCUUGCAACUGCCAUGCUCGAAAUGUAUGCCAAGUGUGGUAGCUUGAGGAUUGCAAGGGAUUUGUUCAAUAAAAUGCCUCACAAAAAUAUUGUUGCUUGGAACACUAUGAUCAGUGCCUACAAUCAGUAUGAGAGGUACGGGGAGGCAUUAAAACUCUUCUUUGAUUUGUGGAAUGCUGGCUUUUGUCUUGAUAAGGCUACCUUUCUUAGUGUCUUGAGUGUUUGUGCACAUCUUUGUGCACUAUCAUUGGGACAAACUGUUCAUGCAUGUUUGUUGAAAUGCAACAUGGCAACGGACGCUGCCAUUGCUACUGCACUUCUAAACAUGUAUGCGAAGAGCGGAGAAUUAUCAAGUGCAAAGAAGAUUUUUAAUAGGUUGCAAAAGAAAGAUGUGGUGGUGUGGACUAGCAUGAUUAAUGGAUUAGCACUGCAUGGUUAUGGAAAUGAAGCGUUAAGCAUCUUCCAAAGAAUGCUAGAGGAUAGUACAUUAGUCCCUGACCAUAUCACUUAUGUUGGAGUUUUAUUUGCAUGUAGCCAUAUGGGAUUGAUUGAAGAGGCUCAAACACAUUUUAAUUCAAUGACAAAGGUUUAUGGCAUAUUGCCUGAAAGAGAGCAUUAUGGUUGUAUGGUUGAUCUUUUGAGUCGAGCAGGGCAUUUCGGAGAGGUACAAAGGUUAAUUGAGACAAUGUCAAUAAAACCAAAUAUUCCCAUAUGGGGCUCCCUCUUAAAUGGCUGCUGCAUGCAUGGAAACAUCGUUGUUGCUAAUCAAGUGAAAGGACACCUGAGAGAGCUUGAACCAGGUAAAAGUGGAGUUCAUAUUCUUUUAUCUAAUAUUUAUUCUAUGGCCGGUAGAUUGGAGGAGGUACAUUUGACUAGAAAAUUGAUGAAGCAUAAAAAGAUUACCAAGACUGUUGGCCAUAGCUCAGUUGAAGUAAAGCUACUAACUUCAUGACCAUCUGAAGAUUAGUUUAAUCUAUAUAAUGCUUUCAGCUCUUA
Messenger RNA from Neltuma alba, 2619 nucleotides. Its product is annotated as putative pentatricopeptide repeat-containing protein At3g05240. Gene Ontology annotation, molecular function: protein binding; RNA binding. The record is from RefSeq and is a predicted model, not a curated record. Lineage: Eukaryota; Viridiplantae; Streptophyta; Magnoliopsida; Fabales; Fabaceae. The coding region runs from base 878 to 2575 and encodes 565 amino acids. Gene Ontology annotation, biological process: RNA modification. The transcript is spliced from 2 exons.